GGCCCGUCCCGCUGCUGUCCCCGCGGGCUCCGGCCGGGCCAUGGCGGAGUCCCCGCAGUCCCCGGCGGCCCCGGGCCCGGCGCUGCCGCUGCGGGCGCGGCUCAGCUUCGCGUGCGGGCACUUCCUGAACGACGCGUGCUCGGCGCUGUGGUUCACCUACCUGCUGCCCUUCCUGCACGCCGUGCUGGGCUACGGGCACGGCGCGGCUGGCGCGCUGCUGCUCGCCGGGCAGGCGGCCGACGGGCUCUGCACGCCCCUGCUCGGCUUCGAGGCCGACCGAGCCCACGGCUGCGGCCGCUACGGGCGCAGGAAGGGCUGGCACCUGGCCGGCACCACCUGUGUCCUCGUGUCCUUUCCCUUUGUCUUUAGCCCCUGCCUGGCCUGCAGGGAGAGCACUCCACAGUGGGCAGCCUUCAUCUACUACCUCCCCUUCAUCGUCAUCUUCCAGUUUGGCUGGGCGGCCACACAGGUGUCCCACCUGGCCCUCAUCCCCGAGCUGGUGAGCAGUGACCAUGGGAAGGUGGAGCUCACGGCUUUCAGGUAUGCCUUCACCGUCAUGGCCAACAUCACUGUCUAUGGCCUGACCUGGCUCCUGCUGAACUUCCAGACGGACCAGCCCGACCACAUGGAGCACCUGGGCCCCCAGGACAUCCCCGUGUUUCGGAACUUGGCCCUCAUCGUGGUGGGGCUGGGGGCCGUGUUCUCCCUCAUCUUCCACCUGGGCACCAAGGAGAAGCCAUACCCACCAAGGGUGCGGCUCGAGCCAGAGGAGAGCACCCCGCUGCUGCACAAGGAACCCCCAGGCCCCUUGCUGCUCUGGAAGGACUGGCUGCUGGAGCCCUCCUUCUACCAGGUCGCGGUGCUUUACAUGGCCACCCGCCUCAUCGUCAACCUGUCCCAGACCUACAUCGCCAUGUACCUGACCAACUCGCUGCUGCUCUCCAAGAAGUACAUUGCCACCAUUCCCCUAGUGAUGUACGUCAGUGGGUUCCUCUCCUCAUUCCUCAUGAAGCCUGUGAACAAAUGGAUCGGUCGGAAUCUGACUUACUUUGUGGGCAUCCUGGUGGUCCUGGCCUUCGCCUCCUGGGUGGCCCUGGCCAGGCCGGUGGGAGAUGAGAUCUACGGGCUGGCCGUGUUGCUCGGGGCCGGCUCAGCCACCAUCCUGGUCACCUCCCUGUCCAUGACUGCAGAUCUCAUCGGCACCAACACGCACAGCAGCGCGUUUGUCUACGGUGCCAUGAGCUUCACGGACAAGAUGGCCAAUGGCCUGGCUGUGAUGGCAAUCCAGAACCUGCACCCCUGCCCGACUGAGCUGUGCUGCCCUGCCUGUGUUGGCUUCUACCGCUGGGUGAUGGUGCUGGUCACCGGCGGCAUCGCCGUUGCCGCUGUUGCCACUCUCUGCUGCAUCAUGGUGUGGCCCAUCCGGAUCCGCUAUGGCCCCAGUGGGGCAGCGGUGGGAGCCCUGUCUUCACUGGGCUGGCUGCGGCCACGCUCGCAGGGGGACCCUCAUGCAGCAGGUGCUGUUGGCCUGCAGGGGCUGAGCAGCGCCAGGACCCCCGAAAGCAGCACCAGGGGCGCUGAGGAAGAGAGCCGGAGCAGCACCAUCAACUGAGCGGAGCCACGUCCUUGACUGUCCUCAGCCACCGUGUCCUUGGCCACCGCGGUGCCACACUCUGAGCCCGGAGGGUCCCCUGCACUGGGGGCCUCUGGGCUCUGGGGAGGGGGUGACCCCCACCCUGUCUCCUUGCACUGGACCCGUGUCCCCAUCCUGGACUCUCGUGUCCCAGACCCCAGCGGGCUGAUGAAGGCUGUCCCUGGUGCGGUGUCACCGGUGCAGGGUCACCUGUCACCUCUCACCUGCACAAUGAACACUAGAAGGGCCCGGGCCGGGCUGGGGCAGCCCCAGCAGAGGUGGGUGCCCGGCCCGAGGUUUUACCUGCUUUUGUAAAUACGUACAAGCGGCACUUUAUAAAGGAGGAGAAAAAUGAGAGAAAACAA
Messenger RNA from Corvus hawaiiensis (hawaiian crow), 1998 nucleotides. RefSeq names its product major facilitator superfamily domain containing 12 (gene MFSD12). Bases 41 to 1612 code for a protein of 523 amino acids. The transcript is spliced from 12 exons. Gene Ontology annotation, cellular component: membrane. Gene Ontology annotation, molecular function: symporter activity. NCBI's taxonomy places the organism in Eukaryota, Metazoa, Chordata, Aves, Passeriformes, Corvidae. Gene Ontology annotation, biological process: carbohydrate transport. The record is from RefSeq and is a predicted model, not a curated record.